Messenger RNA from Stegastes partitus (bicolor damselfish), 2487 nucleotides. It is a transcript of the gene ei24, whose product is annotated as EI24 autophagy associated transmembrane protein. The transcript has 11 exons. The record is from RefSeq and is a predicted model, not a curated record. Gene Ontology annotation, biological process: macroautophagy. The coding region runs from base 206 to 1228 and encodes 340 amino acids. Gene Ontology annotation, cellular component: endoplasmic reticulum. NCBI's taxonomy places the organism in Eukaryota, Metazoa, Chordata, Actinopteri, Pomacentridae.
GUUUUCCACGGCCCUGGUUGCUGGUGGUGUUUGGUGUUUGUUGUUGUCACAUUAAGGGGGCGAAACAAAGAAUUAACGAAGUUAUUAAAACCCCGAGCCUGUCGCAUGAGGUUACUGGGUGAGCCCCUCCCUGCCAUGAGAGCGGACCACCAGGUCACCAGCCCCCCCUCCUUCUGCAGUUGAUGGAUCUGCAGCUGGUCCAGAGAUGACAGACAGCGUCAGGGCCUUCCUCCGCAAUGUUGCGACGGGGAUCAAGGACUCCAUAUUGGGGAUUGGAACAAUCUCCAAGCUGGAUGCCCGCAUCCAGCAGAAAAGGGAAGAGCAGCGGAGGCGACGGGCCAGUGGGGCCCUGGCACAGAGACGGGCACAGAGUGAGGAGCGCAAACCGGACAAUGAACCCAAAGUAGCCAGCAGGAUUUUUCAGUGCUGUGCCUGGAAUGGAGGAGUGUUCUGGCUCAGUCUGUUUCUCUUCUACCGGGUGUUUAUCCCACUGCUACAGACUCUCACGGCAAAAAUCAUCGGUGACCCCUCCCUCCACGGCAGCGUGUGGUCCUGGUUAGAGUUCAUCCUGACCUCUGUCUUCAGCGCUCUCUGGGUUCUCCCUCUGUUCGUCCUCAGCAAGAUAGUCAACGCCAUCUGGUUCCAGGAUAUAGCUGACCUAGCAUUCGAAGUGUCUGGCUGUAAAGCUCAGCCGUUCCCCAGCGUUAGUAAGAUCAUCGCAGACAUGCUCUUCAACCUCCUCCUCCAGGCACUCUUCCUCAUUCAGGGUAUGAUCGUUAGCCUCUUCCCCAUCGACGCCAUUGGACAGAUGGUCAGCCUCCUCCACAUGUCUCUGCUCUACUCCCUGUACUGCUUCGAGUAUCGCUGGUUCAACCACGGCAUCGAGAUGCACCAACGGCUGUCCAACAUCGAGAGGAACUGGCCAUAUUACUUCGGCUUCGGUUUACCCAUGGCUCUGCUGACCGCCCUGCCCUCCUCGUACAUCAUCAGUGGCUGCUUGUUCUCCAUCCUCUUCCCUCUGUUCAUCAUCAGCGCUAAUGAGGCAAAGACACCAACAAAGCUGUACCACUUCCAGCUGCGCCUCUUCUCCCUGGUCGUGCUGAUCAGCAACAAGCUGUUCCACAAGACUGUCCACCUGCAGUCGUCCCUGACGUCGUCGGCCUCGUCGGAGAGGCUGUCCUCGCCCCACACCUCCCCGAGCCGCCAGAGGCCGCUGCCCGCCCAGUGAAGGAUCCGCUCGAAGGAGGCUGGAUGGCAGCCGGCGAGUGGCUUCCCUCGGCGUGAUUCUUCCAGAAGGAUUGCCCUUAAUGAUGAUGAUGAUGAUGAUGAUGAUGAUGAUGUGUGGUUUAAGACAAAGGGUUUACACAUUUUUAUCUGAUCUCUGGCCCUUCGGUUAUUCAUUCGCAGCACCCGCCAGACACAUUUUAAGUGUGACACAAAAAUCGACUGCCCUGUGCCUCACACUCGAAACACAUGAUAUACUCAGCUCUAGACUUCUUUUCUUUUGUGAUUUUUCUUUCGUUGUUUUCUGUUUUUUUUUUUUUUUGUAUAAUGUGCCAUUUGAGUGACUCUCCUUUAAUAAAUUACAGCACAAGAAAUCACGUAGUUUUAAUAUGUUUGCGCAAACUUGUGACUUGAGAAGGAUUUUAUUUUAUUUUUUAACUCUGAAGGGGCUCGUUUGCGUUCAGAAGCAAAGCACAGUCGUGUUUUACCGACGGCUCAAUGUUGCAAGUCACGUUCCUUCCUCACAGAUUGAAUGCUUUCUUGCACAACGGCGUGUUCCUCCGUCACGUUCUCGUGUCCUCGCAGCUCCAUUGACAACCUUGUACAGUUCUAAAGGGAGGAUUUUUUUGCUUUGUUUUUAGUAGAAUUUAAACGUCACUUCAGGAGCUGCUACACAAAAGGAACGGUGACCUUUUGAAAUGGAAAGUUACUCGUGUGUGCUGACAAAAGUGUUGCUUGAUCCUGAAUUCGAAUCUCCCUUCAGCGUCUGAUGACACCAGCAAAGGAAAAAGCUGCCUGAGCCUUUUUCAGCUGGUGUGACGGUAGCGAUAGGUGAGAUGACACUGCCAAACUGCUGCAUCUGUGUUUUGUUUCACCACCACAAUGCUAAGCUCUGUAACAAACAAAGGAGUCGUGUAGUUAACUCGUCCUAACAAACCCCCCACAAGAGAGCUGAUGCACAUAUAACUGAUCUCCAAAGACCAUCAGCUGUUUGGUUUUCCUGCUGUAUAUAAUGUUAAUACCUCCUGAAUGUUCAGAAGUCCACCACUACAACUACAAAGCAACGCCCCCCCUGACCUGACCUGACCCGACCCGUCCCUCACUCAUCGGAGCUCGUAGCUGUGGAGAGGGGCCACGAUUCUGAAACGGUGUGCAAUUAUUGUAAGAAGAGCAUAGUGUUUGUUCAGACUGAUAUUUGUGAGUGAGGUUUUGUAAAAGUAAUAAGUCUAAUUUCAAUAAAAUUGGUCAGUAUUCAAUAUUUGA